Esox lucius (northern pike) is the source of this 1976-nucleotide messenger RNA. It is a transcript of the gene hoxa13a, whose product is annotated as homeobox A13a. The record is from RefSeq and is a predicted model, not a curated record. The coding region runs from base 25 to 945 and encodes 306 amino acids. NCBI's taxonomy places the organism in Eukaryota, Metazoa, Chordata, Actinopteri, Esociformes, Esocidae. Gene Ontology annotation, biological process: regulation of transcription by RNA polymerase II. The transcript has 2 exons. Gene Ontology annotation, molecular function: RNA polymerase II cis-regulatory region sequence-specific DNA binding; DNA-binding transcription factor activity, RNA polymerase II-specific.
AGCCUCAAUGUUGGAUGUCGUGCUAUGACAACGUCACUGCUCCUCCGUCCUCGCUGGGUCGACCCGUCGGUGAUGUUCCUCUAUGACAACGGCGGCGUUUCCGAUGAAGUAAGCAAGAAUAUGGACGCUGGCGGUGGUGGUUUUGCGGGUGGCAACUUUGCUGCGAACCAAUGUAGGAACCUGAUGGCGCACCCCGCGUCCCUCGCACCAAGCACGGUAUAUUCGUCGAGCGAGGUGUCUACCUCGGGUAUGGGAGAGCCAACCAAGCAGUGUAGCCCUUGCUCUGCUGCGCAAAGCUCAUCUAGCGCGUCCCUGCCUUAUGGAUACUUCGGUAGCGGUUAUUACCCGUGUAGAAUGUCGCACCACGGCAGCGUGAAGUCGUGCGGCACCCAGCCCCCCUCUGCUUACGGGGACAAGUACAUGGAUACGUCCGCCACGGGGGAUGACUUCACCUCCCGGGCCAAAGAGUUCGCAUUCUAUCCAAGCUAUGCCACAGGGCCAUACCAGCCUGUUCCCAGUUACCUGGACGUGCCCGUCGUACAAUCUAUGAGCGGGCCAGCUGAACCCAGACACGAGUCUCUGCUACCCAUGGAAAGCUAUCAGCCAUGGGCUCUGUCUACUAACGGCUGGAGCGGACAGGUCUAUUGCACCAAGGAGCAACCUCAGGCCGGACACAUAUGGAAAUCCUCCAUACCAGAUGCAGUGUCUCAUGUAGGAGGGGACGGGAGCUCCUUUCGACGUGGAAGAAAGAAGCGCGUGCCAUACACCAAGGUGCAACUGAAGGAACUUGAGCGCGAGUAUGCGGCCAAUAAAUUCAUAACGAAGGAUAAACGAAGGAGGAUAUCGGCCCAGACAAACCUCUCGGAGCGACAGGUCACAAUCUGGUUUCAGAACAGACGCGUGAAAGAGAAAAAGGUUGUCACUAAAGUGAAGAGCAUUAGCUAGUUCUGACUGACCUAAAACGAUGGAAAAUUACCCCCCCCCCCCUACCCCCAGCACACACACAAACACACUUACACACACAAUGCUCUUCACGCUUUUUGGUUGGAACAAUAGACUCAUUAUUUACCUAACAAAAUGCAUUUUCGUUCCGGGACCUUUUUGGAGCCAAAGUGUAUUAAAACUCUGGACCUUUCAUCUUUCUUCCGUGGUGUAAAACACUGUUCGAUGUGUAGCCAAAAGCAAGGAGGAAGGGGCGUAUAAUUUCUGCGACUGGCAAGCAGUAACUUCAGGAAAAUGGACACCCUUGAGAGGUGUGUGUAUUUCAGCUUUUUAUUUUAUCUGCAAACUUCUCCGUGUGGAGGAAAACACUUGGAAAUCCACAGCAAGUAAUGACAUUUAGGAUUAUAUCUCCCACAGUUAAUUAUUAAUCCGUUUAAUUUCUCCUUCAACACUCCACUCAUCAAAAGCAUCUUUAUUUAAAAUGUAUGUUUUUCGGUUACCAUGCUUUCAUUCAUACCGAAUCCAUGAUGCAGUUCUGCUUGUAAAGCAUUAAUAAUGGUUUGGGAAAUGUGUGCCCAUGUGAACCAUAGCUUUUAUAUUGUGUGCAUUCAUAUGGUUGUAUAUAAAAGUAAACUAUACAGACAAAUAUAAUAUUUCAAGGCUACCCGUGUGUCUGUAAAAUAUGUCAUUUUUUAUAGGUUGACAUGAAACUACGUCCCAAUAAAUUAUGGACAUUGUUGAAUCAUAUGACCUCUGCUUUUAACAUCAGUUCAACACAUUACAGAUACAUUGUUUAAUUUUUGGUGUGACAUUUUUAAUGUCAUUUGGGCACUUCCAGAUUAUUAGAACAAGCAAAGAUCAGUCAUAAUCUAGUUCUCAGAUCCAGAAACAGUGUAACAUGCUUAAAUAUUAAUGUAUGCUUGUUUACAGAAAAAUGAUGUGAGAAACUUGUAUUUAUAUUUUUAUUUAAUGAUUAAGAUCUUCGCUGUACAUACUAUGUAAACUGGUCUGUUUCCAUUUUUACGUUUUUACAU